Molecule: messenger RNA, 3803 nt
Organism: Solenopsis invicta (red fire ant)
Lineage: Eukaryota; Metazoa; Arthropoda; Insecta; Hymenoptera; Formicidae
Gene: Pax
Product: paxillin
Exons: 10
Coding region: 1359-3083 (574 amino acids)
Source: RefSeq, a predicted model, not a curated record
UUUGUGUUACUUGAAUUUGAAAACAAACUUAUCUCAAGUCGGCUGACACGAUCGUUGUAAAAGUACUGAAGUUAUUGACUCCAAUAUUCACGUAUAUGUAAAAUACUGUCUGUCUUUAUCGUAUUAACAAUUUUGCAACAGUAUCGACUGAAUUUAAUAUGUAUGAAAAAAAGAAAUGGUUAAAAUUGACGUGUGUUUCGCGCAUAAGCAAAAGUUGAAGUCUCUAAGAAAUCACAGCUGACUUGAAAAGUAUAUUUAUCUUUAAAUUAAACGGUAACGUAAAAAUUAAUAAACGUUUCGGCCAUGUCAAAAUUUGAUAUUUACUAAAUAUGAACAAGUUCUAGAUGCGUAAAAGCGUAGAAAAAUUUGCGCGGCAUCGGCAGUUUUCAGUUCCAGACUUUCCUACAUUUUAAACUGGAAUACCCCUUUAAAUGUGGAGAUCGAUUUUUUGUUCUUUUCGGUUUCUAGUUCAGAAGGUCAUCGUGUUUCUUGGAUGGUGAGUCAUUCGUAGGUCGGAUGUCCACACCUUGGCGUCCGAGGCGGGUAACAUUUUCGACGAUCACGGUCACGAUCGAUCGGGAGAGAGAGAGAGAGAGAGAGGCGCGGGCUGUCCGAUUCGCGAAAAUGAGUUCCGUGCGGCUGCGUUUCUGGAGUAGGAUUAAAGUGUCCAGCUAAGACGGGUCUAGUUAUAAGUUCUGCUCUAAUUUGAGGUUUAUUUUUACCCCGCUGCCAGCGCAAGUUAGAGCACAACACAGACGCCGUGGUGGAUUCAGUUCGCGCGUGAUUUACAGAGAAUCCGGACGGUGACGGCGGCGGUUUUAUCACUGCCGAUAACGAACGGUGGAUAUUUUUGCAACAAUCUUUUCGUCUGUUUACAUCCUCGAGCCGCCGUCUGUCGCUUCUGCUGUCCGUCACAUAUCUCUCGCGUAUCUCCUCGCCACUUCCUCUCGUUGGCAAAAUCAUAUUUCCAGAUCCAAUUGCCAUUGGCAAAAAUGCGAGAUGGCUCAGAAAUCACUACUGCGAGACGCUAUUCGUAAAAAAAUCAUUAAAAAAAAAUCGUCUAGUACUGUAAACUAUUGUUUAUUUAAAUUUAUUUUAACCGGAAGUAAUGUUGAUUCGAAUAUCAAGAGUUCUAAUCAUAAUUUCUGUAAUUUUUUUUCUUGCAUAGGUACUUCAAUGUGUCUUGCGUGUAAAAUGCACAAUGAAGCCUAACAAGUUAACUGUCGCGUUUACGAAUUUAUUUUCAAAGUGGUGAUCUCUUGGCCAGCCUGCAACAACGUUGUAACAUCUCGCGUCUCGUUCCGUUCGUUUCCUCACGUAGAGAAAGUGCCACGUGAGAUUCUUGAAAACGCAUAAAAAUGGCGGAUGUGAUGAGGCCUGUCUCGCCGAUUUCACCGGUACGCCUGGCGACAAUUCAGCGUCACGCACGAUGGGAGCAAUACGUGAAUGCUCUGCUGGCGGACCUGCAGAACACCGUGUCGUCGGAGGGAAGUCAUGUCGUCGGAGGUAACCCGACGCCCGGUUACGGAUCGCUGAAUGGCGCCCGCAUCCAUACGACCGGAUAUAGGUCUUACGACAAUCGAACGUCACCACUGCCACCGCAAUCGCCGACUUAUCAGAACCGCGAGGCGAUAGAGGAAACCAUGGGUAAAACCGGAGGCGCGUCUUACACCCAGGCCAGCACCGGGAGCAAGAUGCCCUCUCUCAAUAACAAUCUUUCCGAGCUGGACACCCUCCUGCAAGACCUGAGCAACGCGCGCUAUAACGCCCACUAUCAAGAAAGAGACGGCCGCGCGUCCACGGGAGUGAACGGGGGUGCGACCAGCCCCAUGCUCCGUUCUUCAAGUAGCAUGUCAGCCUCUCGACCCACCGUCGACUCGUUGCUCGAGGAGCUAAGCACCGCAGUGCCUAACGGAGACUACCCCCCCGCCGACGGAAAGGUGAGGGUCACCAUACAAGAGACAUCCACGGAGAUACAGCCGGUCUACGACGGCUAUCCCUCCAGUCAGCACGGCUCGCUGAAUCGAACCGAGGUUCACAGGAGUUACCCUAACGGUCAUACCGCGAGUAACGCUACCAAGGAGCUGGACGACCUAAUGGCUUCGCUUUCCGAAUUUAAGAUUAAUAGCGGCACUCAUCAGCAUCAGACGGUGACCGACUCGCCGUACGCGAAGCCCAACAAGGCCACCAAGAGCUCGCAAAGCCCUUUGCCCAGCGAGGGCACGCAGACUCGCGUCCACAUCACCGAGACCCACACGACUCAUCUCUAUCAUCCGGGAGAGAGCCAACCUCUCAAGCAGAAUCAGUUGGAUUCUAUGCUCGGCAAUCUCCAGGCCGACAUGAGCCGCCAAGGUGUCAACACGACCCAGAAGGGAUGCUGCAACGCCUGCGAGAAGCCGAUCGUUGGCCAGGUGAUAACGGCUUUGGGCAAGACGUGGCAUCCGGAACACUUCACAUGCACCCACUGCAAUCAGGAGUUGGGCACGCGAAACUUCUUCGAGAGGGAGGGUCACCCUUACUGCGAGACGGACUAUCAUAACUUGUUCUCGCCUCGUUGCGCUUACUGCAACGGACCCAUUCUCGACAAAUGCGUGACCGCUCUGGAGAAAACUUGGCACACCGAGCACUUCUUCUGCGCCCAAUGCGGCAAGCAGUUCGGCGAGGAAGGCUUCCACGAGCGGGACGGUAAGCCCUACUGUCGCGAGGACUACUUCGAUAUGUUCGCGCCCAAGUGCGGCGGCUGCAAUCGCGCUAUCAUGGAAAAUUAUAUAUCCGCUCUUAACAGUCAAUGGCAUCCGGAUUGCUUCGUCUGCAGGGAUUGCAGGCAGAAGUUUCAGGGCGGCUCCUUCUUCGACCAUGAGGGAUUACCGUAUUGCGAGACACACUAUCACGCCAAGAGAGGAUCCUUGUGUGCAGGAUGUCAUAAGCCCAUUACCGGUCGCUGCAUAACAGCAAUGUUCCGCAAAUUCCAUCCCGAGCACUUCGUGUGCGCGUUUUGCUUAAAACAAUUGAACAAGGGCACGUUCAAAGAGCAAAAUGACAAACCUUACUGCCACGGUUGCUUCGAGAAGCUCUUCGGAUAAAUAAUUCGUUCCUUUCGGAACUACUUUUUUUGUAACAUAACAAAACGAGAGGCUGUUUCUCUCGGCAAUGUUUUAUUACUCUUGACGAAGUACGUAUAAACACUUGCUUUGAUUGUCUAUGUAAAAGCGCGAAACGAGAACUUACAUUGCCUAAAGUAGCCUUUUAGAAUUUCCAUUUUUUUAAUAAAUAUUGACUAACGGAUGGUGCAUGCAAAAGGAAUAUCGUGAGUAGAGUUUACAGAUUUAAAAAAUUAAAGAAUCUAUUAUUCCGUUCUGAUCGCCAUUUUGUAUGAAAUCGAGAUAUUUUAGUUUUUUUCCUUUAAGAAUAAAAUAAAAUUAUAAAGUUGUUAUAUCUGAACAUAAGUUCCCGUUCUUUGAUUAAUACCGGGUGAAUUUCAAUAGAAACUUAAUCUACAAAUGUGAAAAUAUUUAAUUCUAAAAUUAAAAGUCACGAUAGACUUUCUCUUGCCUAUCAAAUUUUCAUUGAAAAAAAUUCAAAUUUAUUUAAGAAUCAAUUAAUAAAUUCGACACUCUAAAUAGUUUAAAUCUUCGUGCAACAUUUUAUAAGUUAUUUAAUUUUGCGCGGUAAGUUACACGUGUUUCUCAAACUGAUUAGUUUGAGUUUGCAAUGUCAUUUAAGAAGUAAUGAAAAAGGUGCUAUACAGUAAUUCAUUGUUAUUAUUUGUAUCAAUAAUAUUUAGUAAUACUUGUACAACAGCA